Messenger RNA from Tetrahymena thermophila SB210, 369 nucleotides. RefSeq names its product nuclear transport factor 2. Gene Ontology annotation, cellular component: nuclear pore central transport channel. Gene Ontology annotation, biological process: nucleocytoplasmic transport. The transcript has a single exon. The record is from RefSeq and is a predicted model, not a curated record. NCBI's taxonomy places the organism in Eukaryota, Ciliophora, Oligohymenophorea, Hymenostomatida, Tetrahymenidae.
AUGGAUAAAAAGUCAUUCGGUCAAACUUUCUGCGGAGAAUACUACGGUGCUAUGAUGAAGGAUAAGUCUCAAAGAGGAGCUAUGCUUAACUUCUACGGUUAAGACUCCUAAAUGAUUUACAAUGGUGAAGAAUGCAACGGACUCCCAUAAAUUGCCAGAAAAAUUGAAUCCCUCGGUUACGAAAAGAUUAUUUACAAAAUUGAAGACUUAGACAUCAUUGAAAGACCUGGUUGUUACGUUAUGCUCAUUUUUGGUGCUCUCUAAAUGGAUAACAGCGACGAAUUUAGAUUUACCCAAACUUUCAAUGUCGUUUAAAACUAAAACGGUGGUUUCUACAUCCAAACUGAUAUUUUGAGACUUAUUUUCUGA